Molecule: messenger RNA, 1169 nt
Organism: Anopheles stephensi (Asian malaria mosquito)
Lineage: Eukaryota; Metazoa; Arthropoda; Insecta; Diptera; Culicidae
Exons: 3
Coding region: 187-912 (241 amino acids)
Source: RefSeq, a predicted model, not a curated record
GUGUGUGAACCACGGUUUGGCAACGGAUCUCGUGCGUUGGAACGGCUUGGCUUUGCGUGCGAUUUGGCAGACCGAAUCAGUUUCUUGGCCGAUCACCAUCGGUCGGUUAAUAGGGUCGCGCGACCGCUUUACGGCUCAUCGCAAGCAGAGCGAGCGUGUGACGUUUCCGGGAUCGGUGGCGGGAUAAUGGUUGCACGUGGUGAUACCUGCACGCCCAGCGAGUUGGUGCCGCGCUUACUCUUCGGCGCAAUCGUGACGGCAAUUCUGCUCACGCAAGGAGCCCAUCCCUAUCGUUAUCAUUAUGAGGAUUAUGACACCAUGAUGGGCACUUGCCGGGAGAAUGAGGUGUGCAACAUCGUUCACCACCGUCACUGGAUGCCGAGCACGGUGGACAAGGUGUGCCGAUGCCCGCUCAACACACCCAGCUGCCCGGUAGUGCAUACGCGCCACGGCAACGUGAUGAACGUCAACAGCCGGACGCAGAUGAAGUUCUGCGCGCCGCUACGCAAUCUGCGCCCGUGUCGCGACGGUGAGAUUGCGCUGCGCCGCAAAACGCUGUACCAAUCGUACGGCGUGAAGAAUGUGUCGAUCGUGGUCGACUGUCUGUGCGACCAUCGGCAAAGCUACUGGACGUUUCACAACCGUUCCGGGGAGGACUUUAACGAUGCCCGCCAUCUGUUUACGGUGGUGCAGAACUACAAGUGUGUAGCAAUGAAGCGUUGUGCGGCGCACGAGUUCUGUGGCUACGGGAGGCGCGAUUAUGGGUUUAUCUAUCAUCGCUGCACCUGUCCCAUGUCGCACCAGUGCAAGUUCGAUCUGGACGAGUACGAGGAUGACGUCAGCGAGCUGUUCUAUCAAGGACCGGCAUACCUGGCCCGCUGUGUCCCCAUUUACGAUUACGACUGGUGGUGACUUACGGUGGUAGCAGUAUGCACUAACAACAGCUAUACUUACUUGGAUGGAUUGGUUGGCGACCGUUCGCGCGACUGAACGUGCUCGCUCUUCGAACCGUUCCGGUGGAACCGUUUCCGUUACUAGCCCAUAAUCCAACGCUACCGUAGCCGUCAAACGCUUGCCCAGCAGAAACAGAUCCGGCACCUGUUGGUGGUAAUGACAGCGGGAAAUGGAAUGGAUUGGAAAGAAAUAAAAACCAAACGCGUGCUACAACA